Molecule: messenger RNA, 6446 nt
Organism: Struthio camelus australis
Lineage: Eukaryota; Metazoa; Chordata; Aves; Struthioniformes; Struthionidae
Source: RefSeq, a predicted model, not a curated record
AUGCUUGUGUGUUCGUCCAGUGUGGUUGGGUGGAAAGAAGCUUGGGCCAGUAGAGAGCUAUAUGAAACACCAUAUCCUGAUAUAUAUGUUCUUUUGAUUUCAGGCAAAAGCAAAGAAGCAGAGAUAAAGAGAAUAAACAAAGAAUUAGCAAACAUUCGCUCAAAAUUUAAAGGUGAUAAGGCUCUGGAUGGCUACAGUAAGAAAAAAUAUGUCUGCAAGCUACUUUUCAUCUUUCUCCUGGGGCAUGACAUUGACUUUGGUCACAUGGAAGCUGUAAACUUGCUCAGUUCUAACAGAUAUACAGAAAAGCAAAUUGGGUAUCUCUUCAUCUCUGUACUAGUGAACUCUAACAGUGAGCUGAUUCGCUUAAUAAACAACGCGAUCAAGAAUGAUCUGGCCAGCCGCAACCCCACCUUCAUGGGGCUAGCUCUGCAUUGUAUUGCUAAUGUGGGUAGCCGGGAGAUGGCGGAAGCAUUUGCUGGAGAAAUUCCAAAAAUACUUGUAGCUGGAGAUACUAUGGAUAGUGUGAAGCAGAGUGCUGCAUUAUGCUUGCUGCGUCUGUAUAGAACUUCUCCUGACCUCGUCCCUAUGGGAGACUGGACGUCCAGGGUGGUGCAUCUCCUCAAUGACCAGCACUUGGGUGUGGUUACUGCAGCUACAAGUCUGAUUACUACUCUGGCACAGAAGAACCCAGAAGAGUUCAAAACUUCAGUCUCCUUGGCAGUGUCUAGAUUAAGCAGAAUUGUAACCUCUGCAUCAACAGAUCUUCAGGACUAUACUUAUUAUUUUGUUCCAGCUCCUUGGUUGUCUGUGAAACUUCUGAGGCUGUUACAGUGCUAUCCACCUCCAGAAGACCCUGCGGUACGUGGUCGUCUCACAGAAUGCCUGGAAACUAUUCUUAACAAAGCUCAGGAGCCACCAAAAUCUAAGAAAGUACAACACUCAAAUGCAAAGAAUGCUGUGCUGUUUGAGGCAAUAAGCUUAAUUAUACAUCAUGACAGUGAGCCAAAUCUACUAGUCCGUGCCUGUAACCAGCUAGGUCAGUUCUUGCAGCACCGAGAAACUAAUUUGCGUUACCUAGCACUGGAAAGCAUGUGCACGCUUGCCAGCUCUGAAUUCUCACAUGAGGCUGUGAAAACACACAUAGAAACAGUUAUCAAUGCAUUGAAGACUGAAAGGGAUGUGAGUGUACGACAGAGAGCUGUAGAUCUCCUGUAUGCGAUGUGUGACCGAAGCAAUGCUCAACAGAUUGUGGCUGAAAUGCUGAAUUAUUUGGAGACUGCUGAUUAUUCCAUUAGAGAAGAAAUUGUUCUGAAAGUAGCAAUUCUAGCUGAGAAGUAUGCAGUGGAUUAUACCUGGUAUGUGGAUACAAUCUUGAAUCUGAUUCGCAUUGCUGGUGACUAUGUCAGUGAAGAAGUGUGGUACCGAGUUAUUCAGAUUGUCAUUAACAGGGAUGAUGUUCAAGGGUAUGCAGCAAAGACUGUUUUUGAGGCCCUUCAAGCUCCAGCAUGCCAUGAGAAUCUUGUAAAAGUAGGUGGCUACAUUUUGGGAGAAUUUGGAAAUCUGAUAGCAGGUGAUCCAAGGUCAAGUCCCCUCAUCCAGUUCAACUUGCUACACUCCAAGUUCCAUCUGUGUAGUGUUCCUACCCGAGCUCUGCUUCUGUCUACCUACAUCAAGUUUGUGAACCUGUUUCCAGAAAUCAAAACUACAAUUCAAGAUGUACUGCGCAGUGACAGUCAGCUAAAGAAUGCUGAUGUUGAGCUGCAGCAGAGAGCUGUUGAAUAUCUGAGGCUCAGUACCAUUGCCAGUACUGAUAUUUUGGCUACAGUGCUAGAAGAAAUGCCUCCCUUUCCAGAGAGGGAAUCUUCUAUUUUGGCUAAGCUCAAGAAGAAGAAAGGUCCUGGCACAGUUACUGACCUGGAAGAGAUCAAAAAGGAGAGGAGCUCUGAUAUGAAUGGAAGUGCUGAACCUGCCUCUGUCAAUGCCAGUGCUGUUUCUACUCCUUCUCCAUCUGCGGAUCUGCUGGGUCUGGGUGCAGCCCCUCUCGCCAAUUCAGCUCCCCCACCGGCCUCUAGCGGUAGCCUGCUCGUAGAUGUAUUUUCAGAUUCAGCUUCUGCAGUUGCACCUCUUGCUCCUGGUUCUGAUGACAACUUUGCGAGCCCUGACCUGGCUUCAUCUGAGGUAGUUUCUGAGGAACCAGCUGAUACUGUGCAUGAUGCUGAUGAGCUUUUUCACAAGUUUGUGUGUAAAAAUAAUGGAGUCCUAUUUGAAAAUCAGUUGCUCCAAAUUGGACUGAAAUCUGAGUUUCGACAGAACCUGGGACGUAUGUUCAUAUUCUAUGGCAAUAAGACAUCAACACAGUUCCUGAAUUUUACUCCAACAGUAAUCUGCUCAGAUGACCUUCAGUCAAAUAUCCUUAAAUGCAACAGCAUGCAUCUGUUCUUUUGUUUUGUACUGCAUAAAGCACAAAAGUGUAAUAAAGCUACCUGAUCGAGGCUUGUUGUCCUCAAACAUGAAGAAAUGAGCAGUUUGUUGAAUAACUUAGAAAUUUUUGUAGAAAAAAACCCUAAGUAUUUAGCAGAAAUAGAUUCUCUCUUAAAGCUGUCCCUGUAACCACAGUUUUAAACUGUUGAAUCCAGAAUAUAUUAUUCUGGAUAAAUGUAACCUAACUCUGUAGCUUUGUCCACUGACAUGAAGUAGUAGAGGCAUAGGUAUGAUGUCCUUCCAGUCCUGCAUUAGCAGAUGACUUUUGAUUUGAAAGAGAGGUAGAGGAAUAUGUAUGCACAAGCAUGCUAGUACCUUAAAAUAAGGUCUUAAUUUCUGGUUAUCGUUUGCACUUAACUCUUGAUAUUGACAAUUUGGGAUUUCUGGGAGAGCAUGUAGUCUAGCUUGUUUGACUCAAAGCAUCACUGUAAUGUUUGGGCCAAAACAAGAGUGCUGGGGCUUUUAUUUUAAAGUCAGGGCCUUCAUACCUUUUUUUUUUUUGGAUAUUCCUAUAACUGCAAACUUGGGAGCUAUUGCUUCUUGAUGUGUCAACAGGAAAAGAAUAAAUUUUACUGUAUAAGAAUUGAGCUUUGGAUUUUCAGUAGCAGAGAACCAGCAGAUGCAAUGUUAAGUGAUUUUUACUGGCAAACUACUUAAAAGCAAUGUUUCUAAGCUAUCAGCUCAUUGAUUGGUUUCCUUAACCACAUCUCAUGCCUGAAUCUUCAGACAAAACCUGUUGACCCUACAGUGGAUGGAGGUGCACAGGUGCAGCAGGUUGUGAACAUUGAGUGUGUGUCCGACUUUAUGGAAGCACCAAUCCUGAACAUUCAGUUCAGGUAUGGUGGAACAUUUCAAAAUCUUUCAGUGAAGUUACCCAUCACACUGAAUAAGUUUUUUCAGCCUACAGAGAUGUCUUCUCAAGACUUUUUCCAGCGUUGGAAGCAACUGAGCAAUCCUAAACAAGAAGUACAGAAUAUCUUUAAAGCAAAGCACCCAAUGGAUGCAGAGAUCACAAAAGCAAAGAUAAUUGGCUUUGGAUCUGCCCUGCUUGAGGAGGUAGAUCCCAACCCUGCUAACUUUGUUGGUGCUGGUAUUAUACAUACAAAAACUACACAGAUUGGAUGCUUGCUGCGCCUUGAACCCAACCUGCAGGCACAGAUGUAUAGGCUCACACUACGAACAAGUAAAGAAGCUGUAUCUCAGAGAUUAUGUGAAUUGCUGUCAGAACAAUUUUAAUUUUAACCAUGUCAUUGUUUUGUUUUUCCAUUUAUAUCAUUGUUAUCAUACUGCAAAUAAAUGUCUUGUACAUCACUGUCUGAGUACUGCAAUGUUAACCAAUACAAGCUCCCGCCAUAAUAGGACUUGUCCCUUGUUUGAAAUUAAGACUAUAAAAUGUACAGUAUGGGGAAGUGGCUUUUUAUAUUAAAAAUGGCUUUUGUGUGUGUGCAAAGGGUGGGAGAGCUGUCUUAUGCUCCAUUUUGCAGAGGUCAGGCUUUUAAAUUUAUUAAAGGGAAACUAAUUAGAUGUGAUAAGUGCGGAUUUCAACUGGAAGCGGCCAUAACAUUCUGCCAGCGCCUUUAAUAGGCGCACUCCCUCUGCUCUGAGCUAAAAGAAACCAAUGUAAUACUGCUCAGUUAGACUAAUUCAGAUAUUAAUGCAAAGCCAAAAUGACUGAGAGCAAUGAAAUCAAGAGUCAGCUUCUUGUUGCAUGGCUUCUGUUCUAAAUGAAUUUGUAAAUGUCUUGAAACUUUUGCCACAAGUUUUGGAUUGGAUGAAUUGGCAGAUUACAAGAUGUAUUUGAAUUUGGUUUAAGUGUACACUUAUGCUGAAUGUCACUGAUUUUUGUUACAUUUGCAAAAUACCACAGGACCAAACUCUUAAUCUUGUAAUCCUUUACCAUUUUCUUUUCCUACUUUUUGAAAAGUGGAUGCAACACAAAGGCUGUUCUUAAUCCUUCUGCUCAUCUCAAGUAAUGAGGUGAGCUUCUGUGGCGGGCGGUGAACCAGUACUUACACUUGUUUGUUAUUAGUCAAACAGAGGUUUUAAAAAGUCUGUUCUGUGGUUUGUUUCCCAUCAGAUUUAGUGAAUAGCAGCCCUGAUGAUGUGAUACAACUAAAUGCGGAGAGAAUGGGUUCUGAUCACUGUGGUAUUGUAAAAAUGAAAAAUAGAAGAGGGAAGAAACAGGCACUUGAAGGCUGUAAGGCAUGCACUUUUUUGCAGACACAAAUCUAAUUUUAAACAGUAUUCCCCCCCAGUGUACAGUCAUGACAGAACUUAAGUGGUGGAAUAGUUGAUACCUGAACAGUUUCUCUUCUGUCAGUGGUGAUGAAAAUAUCCAAUGUGGUGUAGGAGCUUUGUGUUGUUUUUUUUUUUUUUUAGAUUGAGAGUAGAAAGGCUGAAAAUGUUCAGUUUUUACAACCAAUGCCUUUCUAGCUUGUUCCACAUCAGCCAGCAAACUCUUUACAGAUUCUCUGCAGAAAUAAUUGGACAUAACUUUGGCUUACAUCCUUCAAGCCUUCAGAUGCUACUAAAGCAAGGUAGGUGAGGCAAUGCAGUUAGGAACUGUGGGCAGUUAUUGGCAAGGUAGUGCUGGUCAGGGUGAACCAAGAAGUCAGCUGCUGCUUGUGUUAAAAGUGAAUCUCAUAUCAGGACUCCCUGAAGGUUAUUUAAAGGAAGCCUGUGACUGCCUUUCAAUACAUACAACCCAAGUUUGCUCACGCAACUUAGAUACCAAGUAAUAGUAGUGAAGUUGAAACUGCACAUUUAAAUGAGGCUCCUGUCCCCAGGAUGCACUGGGCAGCAUGACAGGAGUCUACAUAGCUGGAUGUGCCUUGCUCCCCUCACCCUGCGCUUCGAGUUAAGUGAUAGAACUGUAUGAUUCUCAUUUGGUUCAGUUUAGGGCCAGUGAUGAUACUUGAAAGCCAGUGAAAAGUGAGGAACAAAGCUUUUUGCUCCAGCAGUGGUCAGAAACUAUGGAUAUUUUAACUGAAAGCUUGUCUAUAGACCAGGGAUUUCUGGAAGGUUGGUUUUUUUUUUUUUCUUGAGCAGUUGGGCCUUUGGUAGUCUUUCAAGUAGCUAAUCAAAGCUCACAUCACAGAAAUUGUCUUUGAAAAUCUUCAUAAGGAGAUCCUGAAGUCAGGUUGGGCAGUUUAAAAAAAAAAAACAAAACACCAUACUACUGAACCUCCUUGUGUAUUUUGUCUUUUGGACUUGAUAGGUCCCUUUAGUGCCAUGGUGUUGUCCCUGUGCUAUUGGCUGCUGCGUUAAAAAUCUGAUGUGCUGAACUAAGCUCUGCUAAAGGGAAUUUUAGCAGGGACAGGAGAAGAGCUGCUAUUUCAUCUUUUUUCAAAUCAUGUUGUACAUCCGUCCCUCUAAAAACAUUUUGUGCCCUCAUUAAAGGACAUCUUGAGACACACUGUACUACUUUAUUUCACUUAGCUUUGGUUCAAGCUGUGCUAAAAUGUGCAUUAAACAUCAAGGAGGGGGGUAAGGGGAAGUGUCUUUUGCAUAGUGGCUGUAUUAAGCUUAUGACUGUUCACAUUUUGUGUUAGAUGAUGUCAGCUCAGUGAAGCCAUGGGCAGAACAGUGAACAAACUAAGGACAAAUACUUGAUGGCUUUUGCUUUUUGGGUUUUUUGGAUUUUUUUGUGAAUGAUGGUUGAUUUACCAAAGUGAUGUAUCCUUUCAAGCAGACAAAGUAACUUUCUGCAGUAAACAGUGUUAUUGUUUUAAAGUACAGUAUUUUCAGGCGUUGACAUGUGAAAAUAAUUGAAUAGCAAGACAGAUAGCAUAUGUGCAUUCUUGACCUACACUCCAGUAUGUAACAUUUAUGGUGAUUGUCUUAUUUGUAUAAAACAAAGUUCUGUCAAAUUAAGUGGAGAAUUUUCAUAUAGAAGACUAUAUAUUAGACAAUAUAUUCAUCAGAAGAACAUGUGAAGAUUAAAUAAAUGAUUAGAACAGUAA